Lingula anatina is the source of this 2217-nucleotide messenger RNA. RefSeq names its product exportin-6-like. Gene Ontology annotation, biological process: protein export from nucleus. Lineage: Eukaryota; Metazoa; Brachiopoda; Lingulata; Lingulida; Lingulidae. Gene Ontology annotation, molecular function: nuclear export signal receptor activity; small GTPase binding. The record is from RefSeq and is a predicted model, not a curated record.
ACAGACGAGUCCUCUCUGAGGACCCUUGAAGGUUUGAUGUCAGAGUUCUUUGAUGCAAGAACAACAAAUGAGAGGAAACGACAAAUAGAGGAACUUUUGAACCACUUCAGUCAGCAGAGGGAUGCUUGGCAUCACAGCCUUUAUUUCCUGGCCAACACUAAGAACAAUUAUGUGAUGAUGUUCUGUCUAACUGUGCUUGAUAAUUUGAUUAACAAGCAAUGGCUAGGGCUUGAGGCAUCAGACAAGAUGGAGAUCAGGAAUACCCUGAACCGCUUUCUUCUAGAACAUCAUACCAAAGUGCCAGUAUAUAUCAGAAACAAACUGUGCAAACUUGUGGUGGACAUUGGGCGGCUUGACUGGCCACACUUUUACCCAGAUUUCUUCACAAGCAUGUUACAGUUAAUUCAGCACCAGGAGACAGUCAUUCUGGGUAUUGUCCUCAUCCAAACAUCAUCUGAAGAACUGGCUUGUCCCCGGGAAGAUCUGAGUGCUGCUCGCAAGGAUGAACUUAAUAGACUCCUGCUGCAGCAAGUCCCAACUAUGCUUAGUCUAAUUAGUAAUACUUUAGAAGCCAUCUUAGAAAAACAUCGUCACCUAGUGGCUGCCACCCCUCCUCCAUCUCCUACACAAGGUCAGGUGUCACAUGCACCAGCCAAAUCAGCAACAUUUGCUUUAUUCACCAAUGAUCCUAUACAGCCAAGUCAGAUACUGAAGAACAUGUUCAGCUCCCCUGCCAAGACCAUCAAAUAUGAAUCUAUCCCUCCCCUGGACUCUGAGUCACACCAUACAUGUGUUCUGGCACUCAACUGUCUCUCACAUCUGUUCAGUUGGAUACCUCUGUCCACCACUAUCACCCCAAACCUGCUCAGCACUAUAUUUCACUUUGCGGCAUUUGGCUGCGAAUCUGCCUCGGUACACAAUCGUAGUAGCGGAGGGGUUUCUUCAGACUUGAAUGGCAGUUACACCACGGACUCUGAAUCUCUAGGUGUGCUUGCCAUGUGCUGUAUCAAUGAACUGCUCUCAAAGAACUGUGUCCCACAGGAGUUUGAGGAUUUUUUACUGCAAAUGUUUCAGCAGACAUUUUAUCUCUUGCAAAGACUUACAAAAGAAAGUACCACGACAUCGUCUGGGAAUAAGCUGGAAGAGCUUGAUGAAAGUUACAUUGAGAAAUUCACAGAAUUUCUGAGACUUUUUGUCAGCAUUCACCUUCGACGAUUUGAGGACAACAACUCCUUUCCAGUCCUUGAAUUCCUGGCAUUGUUAUUUAAGUACACAUUUAAACAGCCCACUCAUGAAGGAUACUAUGGAUGCUUGGAUAUAUGGACCAUCUUUUUAGACUAUCUCAAUGUCAAAUUGACAAACCGUGCACUAGAUGUGAAUGCCAUAAUUUCCAAGUAUAAAGAAGCCUUGGUAUCACUGGUCAGUCAGAUUCUGCAGAAGUUACAGUUUCGUUUUAACCAAUCUCAACUAGAGACACUAGAUGAUGAAACUCUAGAUGAUGAUUCAGAAACAGAGUGGCAGCACUUCCUAAGACAGUCAUUAGAGAAUGUUGCUAAGGUUGCAGAAAUUCUUCCACCUGAUGUUUUUCGGAUAGUGUAUCAGCCAUUCAGUGACAACAUGGAGAUUUACCUGGGCUUGGAGCAGUUUCUUACCAAUGGUCCACAGGGGAGGAAGCUGAACAUCCCUGCAGAAAAUGAGUGUCGCCGUCUACACUGCAGCAUGAGGGAUUUGUCCUCAUCGUUACAGGCUCUGGGAAGACUGGUGGAUCACUUCAUUGGGGAGUUCUUUUCACAGAGACUGCAUGAUGCUCAGACCUUGAUUUCAAAAGUUGUCCAGUGCUGUGUGUAUGGAACCAAAGUCAAAUUGUAUGAAGUCAACACCUUUGCUCAAAAUGUGCUUCAUGCAGAUUUCAUCGAGGUACAUGCUCAAGCUUUGGCAGCCAUGAAGGCUUACUCCCAUUGGUUGGCAGAAUACUAUGUUGAAUCGUACAAGCAUCAGGAGCAGCGACAGAAGUGUGAGCAGCUGAUCAUGACAGUUGUCCACACCUGCAUCCCACUUUUUGAAAAAGAGAUUCCAGAUAAAAUUGUCCACUCUGCAGCACAUUUGCUUUUAACACUGAUGACUACAGUGAGACCUGCAUUCUUGCUAAGACUACCAGAGAUACAAACCUUGUACAACAAAGCCAGUCAAGGGUCAUGUGCAGAUUUGACCACAGAG